AGCCGUACAGGCUUCCGUAGAAAACGCCUUGUAUAUACGACCAAGAUACAACACCCUGGAUUCAAUCUAUCUAUUGGUCCAUCUAUGGCCCAUCUAUGUAUUUACAUGCUUUCUAUGACGUCAUUUAAACGUAAGGAAAGAUGUUACGAUCAUUUGUUUCUAUUCCUAACGUUCAGCAAGGAUUGGCUUCUUUUAUUAAAAAUUCUCCGGCAAUAUGUCAUCUCCCGGUUACUACACAUGUGAAACAUUUAACAACAACAGAGUCAAAUGAAAAAGAAUCUUUACCCAGCAAAGUAAAAAAAGAACCUUACAGUCCUUUUCAAAAUACACAAAGUAAAUCUGAAUAUGCUUUGGCAAGAGUAGACGAUCUUCUGAACUGGGGUCGUAAAAAUUCCAUAUGGCCUUUGACUUUUGGUUUGGCUUGUUGUGCUGUGGAAAUGAUGCACAUUGCAGCACCAAGAUACGAUAUGGACAGAUAUGGAGUUGUAUUUCGAGCGUCACCUAGGCAGGCCGAUGUAAUUAUUGUUGCUGGAACCUUAACUAAUAAAAUGGCACCAGCUUUGAGAAGAAUUUACGACCAAAUGCCUGAUCCUAAAUGGGUUAUUUCUAUGGGAAGCUGUGCAAAUGGAGGCGGAUAUUACCAUUACAGUUAUUCUGUUGUUCGAGGAUGCGACAGAAUUAUUCCUGUGGACAUUUACGUGCCAGGCUGUCCCCCUACGGCAGAAGCUCUGAUGUAUGGAAUUUUACAGUUACAAAAGAAAAUAAAACGCAUGCGAACAACGCAAGUUUGGUAUAGACACUAAACUGAGGGCUAGGUACGUAAAUUUGUAGAAAACAUGUAAAUUAAAAGUAAUGAAAUAUAAGUUAUUAUUGAAUAAAUAAGCCAUUGAAAUGGAUAUAAUGAAAGCGAUGUUUAUUAAAAGAAUUGUGAUUUACAUAAUAUGAUAGUGUUCUAUGUAAUAAAAAUUAAUUAAUUAA
Molecule: messenger RNA, 978 nt
Organism: Leptopilina boulardi
Lineage: Eukaryota; Metazoa; Arthropoda; Insecta; Hymenoptera; Figitidae
Product: NADH-quinone oxidoreductase subunit B 2-like
Exons: 3
Coding region: 141-803 (220 amino acids)
Biological process (GO): aerobic respiration; mitochondrial respiratory chain complex I assembly; electron transport coupled proton transport
Molecular function (GO): NADH dehydrogenase (ubiquinone) activity; 4 iron, 4 sulfur cluster binding; quinone binding
Source: RefSeq, a predicted model, not a curated record